Molecule: messenger RNA, 342 nt
Organism: Rotaria sp. Silwood1
Lineage: Eukaryota; Metazoa; Rotifera; Eurotatoria; Philodinida; Philodinidae
Source: the annotation of a GenBank genome assembly
AUGUUGAAUACACUGGCAACUACUAGUAAGUCAGGUUUCUUUCUGAAGGGUCUUUACGAAUGGUUGUCCAGUGGAUUCAACAUUGUCGUAAGUGUCGUUUCAUCAGGAGAAUUUGUUGGUAGUUGCUGGUGUGGGAUUAAAUGUAUUCGUAAUGGUUGUGUUUUUAAACGUUCGUGGUGUUACCUGAAAUCUUUGGCUGAACAUCGUCGAAGAAGAGAUAUUAGAGCAGGUUCAAAAAAAAAAGAUUGCUGUGCUUAUGGACUCGAUGUAGCUGGUGAUGAUGGAUAUGUGAAUAUGUAUCAAUGGAGUGUUCAUCCUGGUCUUCGGGAAGAAUCAGAAUAA